AUGCUACUGACUGUACAAGAAUAUUUUUUGCCCAGUUUACAACAUCUUAUUCAUUUAGUUCGUUCACUUGGGCUACAUUUUCCCCUCCAGAUACGAGUGGAUAAGGCCGUCGGUGCUCUUGUGGAGACCUCGGUAAAUGGACUGCUUGCUGCUGAGUCGUCUUCCCUGAAUUUCUCGUCAUCCCUACAGCCACGCUUCAAAGCACAUGGGGGCAGUGUAGAUGAGUCACUUGCCCUACAAAACGUGCAAGCGCGUACCCGCAUGGUCCUGUCUUAUCUAAUCGCCCAGUUGACGCCAUGGUGUGAGCAGUUGCCAGAUGAUCUGCUUUCUUCUCGUUUAAGGCUAGGCCCUAGAAAGCGUGGUAACCUGUUGAUGCUGAGUAGUGCCAAUUUGGACGAAACUCUACUCGGAUACCUGACCAAGUUAGUUUCGUUUGACCUUUUGUCAACUCUUCUGCGGUUUGGCAUAUAUUAA
Protopolystoma xenopodis is the source of this 474-nucleotide messenger RNA. The record is from the annotation of a GenBank genome assembly. Lineage: Eukaryota; Metazoa; Platyhelminthes; Monogenea; Polystomatidea; Polystomatidae.